Microthlaspi erraticum is the source of this 1704-nucleotide messenger RNA. Lineage: Eukaryota; Viridiplantae; Streptophyta; Magnoliopsida; Brassicales; Brassicaceae. The record is from the annotation of a GenBank genome assembly.
AUGGGUUCUGUACAAACUCCAUCACUUCUGAUGUACAAUAAGAUGCUCAAAUCGUUUGCCGAGACUAAAAGCUUCACGAAAGUGUUGGCUUUGUUCGCUGAAUUGCGAGGGAAAGGCUUGUACCCGGAUAAUUUCACUUUACCGGUUGUUCUGAAAUCAAUUGGGCGUUUAAGGAAGGUUUUAGAAGGUGAGAAAGUCCAUGGCUACGCUGUGAAAGCCGGGCUCGAGUUCGAUGCUUACGUAUGCAAUUCACUCAUGGGAAUGUACGCAUCAUUGGGUAAGAUGGAGAUCACUCACAAAGUGUUCGACGAAAUGCCUCAACGAGAUGUUGUUUCUUGGAACGGGCUGAUUUCUAGUUACGUUGGGCAUGGGAGGUUUGAAGACGCCAUUGCUGUUUUCAAACGGAUGAGUCUGGAGAGUAAUUUGAAGCCUGAAGAAGGUACAAUUGUGAGCACUCUUUCAGCUUGUUCUGCUUUGAAGAGUCUUGAAAUUGGUGAAAGCAUUCACAGGUAUGUUGUUGCGGAGUUUGAAAUGAGUGUCAAGAUUGGGAAUGCGUUGGUGGACAUGUUCUGUAAAUGCGGGUGUUUAGAUAAGGCUAGAGCGGUUUUUGAUUCGUUGAGAAGCAAGAAUGUUAAGUGUUGGACUAGUAUGGUCUCUGGUUACGUUAGUAAUGGUAGAGUUGAUGAAGGUAGAGAGUUGUUUGAGAGGAGUCCUGUGAAAGAUGUUGUUCUGUGGACAGCUAUGAUGAAUGGGUAUGUUCAGUUUAACCGGUUUGACGAGGCCUUGGAGCUGUUUCGGUUUAUGCAAACCGAGGGAGUUAGGCUUGAUAACUUCGUGCUAGUCUCUCUUUUAAAAGGUUGUGCGCAGACGGGAGCUUUAGAGCAAGGGAAGUGGAUACAUGGUUACAUAUAUGAGAACGGAGUUAGGGUGGAUAAAGUGGUUGGUACAGCUCUUGUGGACAUGUAUGCGAAAUGUGGGUGCAUAGAGACAGCUCUAGAGGUUUUCUAUGAGACGAAGGAGAGAGACACGGCUUCUUGGACGUCGCUUAUCUACGGUCUUGCCAUGAACGGGAUGUCAGGGAGAGCAAUGGAGUUGUAUGAGGAGAUGGAGAAUCUCGGUGUUGGAUUAGACGAUAUAACCUUUGUUGCGGUUUUAACAGCUUGUAAUCACGGUGGAUUUGUAGCAGAAGGACGUAGAGUUUUCGAUUCGAUGACCAGUGUGCAUAAGAUCCAGCCGAAAGCAGAGCAUUUCAGCUGUAUGAUUGACUUGCUAUGCAGAGCUGGAUUGCUGGAUGAAGCUGAGGGAUUGAUAGAGAAGAUGCGAAACGAAAGCGAUGAAACUCUGGUUCCUGUGUACUGCUCUUUGCUUAGUGCUGCUCGGAACUAUGGGAAUGUGGAGUUAGCUGAACGAGUAGCGGAGAAGCUUGAGAGAGUGGAGGUUAGUGAUUCGAGUGCUCAUACUCUGCUUGCGAGUGUGUAUGCAUGUGCUAAUAGAUGGGAAGAUGUAACGAAUGUGAGAAGGAAAAUGAAAGAUUUGGGGAUCAGGAAGUUUCCUGGUUGUAGCUCCGUUGAGGUUGAUGGUGUUGCUCAUGAAUUUAUUGUUGGAGAUCCAUCAUCACACCCAAAAAUGGAUGAGAUUAAAUCAAUGCUGAAUCAGACUACAAAUUGGAUGUUGAGUUCGGAACAUGAAGAAACUGAAAGUUAA